GUGAUUGUUUUGGAGGAGAGCGAGUGCGUGUGAGGAGAGAGUGUCCCAAAAUUUGGGACAUUGUUUGACAGUGAAAAAAAAUUUUGUGCAGCAUAGGAAAUCAUUUUUUGGUGGAAUUUUUGCACAAAUUGCGCGAUAAAAAUUGCACUUGGUGUAUUCUGUGGUAAAUUAGUGAGUUCCCAGUGAUCUUGGUGUGGUGCUGGUGCCAUUGAUAAGUGGAUCAGCCGAAGAGCAGUGUGUGUGUACUCAAGAGAAGAUAUUUGUAUAAUUGAGAGAAAAGAGCGAAGUGCUUUCGAUUCUCUUGGUAUCAAAAGCAGAGAUACCCCAAAGAAGCCAGAAAGGCAGCUCAAGAGCAUAAGGCGAGGAGUUUUUCUGAGGAAGAAAAAAUGUCGCUCCCGCUGAACUCUCUCUACAGCUUAACGUGGGGCGACUAUGGCACCUCUCUUGUUUCGGCCGUGCAAUUGCUUAGAUGCCACGGGGAUUUAGUGGAUUGCACUCUGGCUGCUGGAGGACGUAGUUUCCCAGCGCACAAGAUUGUCCUGUGUGCUGCCAGUCCGUACCUCCUGGAUCUCCUCAAGAAUACACCGUGCAAGCAUCCGGUGGUUAUGUUGGCUGGAGUCAAUGCCAACGAUCUCGAAGCCCUUCUUGAGUUUGUUUACCGUGGAGAAGUCAGUGUGGAUCACUCUCAGCUGCCGUCACUCCUGCAGGCCGCCCACUGUCUCAAUAUUCAGGGGCUGGCACCGCAGACAGUUAGCCACAAGGAUGACCAGUAUCAGAUCCAACUUCAUCCCACCAUUGUGCCCCAGCACAUUAAAACUGUCAUCGAUGUUGGCAAUAAUGCUUGUUCGGAACAGCUAAUCACGACAAUUCAGUCCCCCGCCGAAACGGUCCAGGCCCAAAUAGUUGAAGAAAUCAGCCCUGAUCAGAUCCCCGAAGAUGUUACCAAGGAUGUCAUAAGCCAUCUUUUGCCCACGAGGAAGCGGAAGCCACGCACCCGAAAGCCAUCAACUGCAAAUGCUAAAGUUCCACGCACUGAGAUAAAACAGGAGGCGGAAACAACGGAAAAUGGAGUGUCUACUGGAAAACAAGAGCAGAAACAAGAUGUUGUCAAACCAAAAUCCCGAUCUCAAUCAGAACAACCAGCCUCGUGUCCAAUAUGUGGAGCAAUCAUCCGGCAAUCUCGAAACUUGCGACGUCACCUGGAACUGAGACAUUUUUCACGACCUGGCGCGAAAAAGGAAAAGAAAUCUAAAUCGAACAGUGUAUCAUCGGAAUCGGCUUCAACGUCAACAGGAACAGUAACCGUAGUAAUGGCCCCACCCGGAACACCGCAACAACAACAACAACAGCAACAACAACUUGUGGAAGCGCAGCAACAAGUAGUGAGUCAAGCAGAAACAACAGAUGGGAGUAAUUCACUCUCGGUAACUCAUGUCCAGGCCAUACAGGGACACCAGCUGACAAUUGGGAAUCUGAAUCAGUUAUAAAGUGGUAAUGAAAGAAAGAAAAAAUGUUUAAAGAAAAUAUGAAAGGGGGAAAAGUGUAUAAAAAGCACACGGAGUGCGUUUUGUUUGAAUGUUGGGCGUUACACGAAACAUUUUGAUUUUAUUUCUUGGGGAUCGUGUGAGACAGAGAUAUUGUGCGAGCACAAGUGGGAGGAAGUAGAGAGAGAUCCAUCGUGGAGAUUGCAAGGAGAGAUUUUGAACAAGAGGGAGCGCAAUUUUUUUUUAGGCAUACCACAGAAGGAUUAAAAAGACACACAGACAUCCAGGCUCAAAAAAGAAAAUCUUUUUGGGCAAAAUGCAAAGAGAGGAAAACACUUUUAAAAAAAAAAUUUCCACUGUAAUUUUUAUUUCAUACAAAAUGGGAUUUUAUUUUAAGAAUUUAUAUAGUCAAAUUAGACGAAUGCAAAAACAGAAAAAGAAACCUUAUAUUUCUCAUCCUCUAUCAACUUUUCUCUGUGUUUACUUUCCCUGCCAUGGUAGAGAAUAUUAAAUGAUUUAAAAAAUAAAAGCAAAAGAUAAUAAUGUUUGUGCUUAAAAUGUAGCAAAAGAGGAUAUUUAGUGAAAUAAUUCCAUAUAAAAAACAUUUAACACAAAAAUAGGCGUCAAACAAUGGUGAGCAGCAACUGGAAGAAAAUCCCGAAGAGACUCACACGGAAUUGUUUAGGAUAAAUGCAAUUUAUGCUAUUCAAGAAGCCACCCAACAGGAUUAGAUUAAACCAUUUUAUCAAAGGAUUUAGUUUGUAGGUAACCUUUAACCAAUUAAUGAAUAAUUGGGUAAACAAAAAUCUGUGUAAAGUGAAUUAAAAAAUCUCUCUUUUUUUUCUUAAAAGUGGGGAAAGUAACUCACAGAAAAGCACUUAAAAAAUACAACAAAAAAAAUGUAAAAAAUGAAAUUACGAUUUUUUUCAGUUAAUUUCGCAGGCUUGCAAUAGCUAGAAUUUUUUCUUAUAUUUUAUUUAUGGUAGCCGAGAGACUGUGUUUACUUUCGCCAUUUAUUUUCUAAAUAUUUGUAUAGCAUAGAGAAAAAAACAACAAAAAAAAAGAAAGUGAGAAAGGUAAAAUGUGAGCAGUGCUAAUGGACAGCAGCACCUAUAAAAAAAAGUAAUUUAUUUUUAUUUUAGAAAUGAUUGAAUUUGCAAUGUGUGGUUUUUUGAGUUCUUUCGGAAAAUACCAAAAUUUUGAAUUAAAAAAAAAAAUGGAUUUUACAGAAAAAAAAAGUAUCCAAAGAAACGUGAAAUUUCUUUGCACACUUAUGGCCAUUUGAAAACAAAUUAUUGACAGAUGUUUAGAAGAAAUGAAAUGUUUUUAAUAUUAUUUGAUAAUUUGGAGGACAAAAAAUAACAGUGCAAUAAUUUGAAUUUUGGUUUUAGUUUUAUUUUUAUUCUUGAAUUUGCUUGAUAUGCACAAAAUUAUGAAAAUAGCACUCAAGAAUUUGUUUUGAAAAUAUGUUUUCGAAACUACGCGUAUGAAUGAGCAAAAGGACUAGAAGUAGAUCUCGCUGACUCUAACUGAAUCUUCAAAAAAAUGUUUAUAAAACAAAAAUUAAUCUAAAUAAUUUUUAUUUUGAUCAUGAAGAACAGCUCAUUAGUAAUUUGUUUUUUUUUUGUUAUGAGCAACUCAAAUUAAUUGGAUUUUGCUCAAUAUAAACAACAAUUUUUGAAUAAUUUUUGAUUUGCUCAUAGUGAGCAACACCAGAAAUUUUUACUCAUUAUGAGCAACACAGAAUUAUAUUUGUUUUGCUCAAUGUGAGCUACACAGAAUUAUUUUAGUUUUGCUCAUUAUGUGCGACAUGAAAUAAUUUUUGUUUGCUCAUUACGAGUAACUCAAAAUUAUAUUUGUUUUGCUCAAUAUGAGCAACGCAGAAUUAAUUUUGUUUUGCUCAUUAUGAGCAAAGCAGAAUUAUAUUUGUUUUGCUCAAUGUGAGCUACACAGAAUUAUUUUAGUUUUGCUCAUUAUGUGCGACAUGAAAUAAUUUUGAUUAGCUCAUUACGAGUAACUCAAAAUUAUACUUGCUUUGCUCAAUAUGAGCAACACAGAAUUAAUUUUGUUUUGCUCAUUUAGAGGAAAGCAGAAUUAUAUAUUUGUUUUGCUCAAUGUGAGCUACACAGAUUUAUUUUAGUUUUGCUCAUUAUGUGCAACAUGAAAUAAUUUUGGUUAGCUCAUUACGAGUAACUCAAAAUUAUACUUGCUUUGCUCAAUAUGAGCAACACAGAAUUAAUUUUGUUUUGCUCAUUUAGAGGAAAGCAGAAUUAUAUAUUUGUUUUGCUAAAUGUGAGCUACACAGAAUUAUUUUAGUUUUGCUCAUUAUGUGCGACAUGAAAUAAUUUUAGUUUUGCUCAUUAUGUGCGACAUGAAAUAAUUUUAGUUUGCUCAUUAUGAGCAAUACAGAAUUAUAUUUGUUUUGCUCAAUGUGAGCUACACAGAAUUAUUUUGUCUUGAUCAUUGUAAGCAACUCAAUAAUUUCUAUUUUGGUCGUUACGGGCAAUGCAAAAUGAUUUCAGUUUUGCUCAAAAUGAGCAGAAAAAAAACUUCUGGUUUGCUCAUUAUGAGCAACACAGAAUUAUGUUUUUGCUCAAUGUGAACUACACAGAAUUAUUUAGUUUUGCUCAUUAUUUGGACAUGAAAUAAUUGUGAUUUGCUCAUUAUGAGCAACGCAGAAUUAUAUUUGUUUUGCUGAAUAUGAGCAACACAAAUUAUUUUAUUUUCGCUCAUUAUUUGUACCAUGAAAUAAUUUUGGUUUGUUCAUUAUGAGCAACGCAAAAUUAUAUCUAUUUUGCUCAAUAUGAGCUACACAGAAUUAUUUUAGUUUUACUUUUUAUGAGCGACAUGAAAUAAUUUUUGGUUUGCUCUUUAUAAGCAACACAGAAUUAUAUUUGUUUUGCUCAAAGUGAGCAAUAUGAAACAUCAUUUUGCUUUUGUCAUUAUGAGCAACACUAAAUUAUAUUUGUUUUGCUGGAAAUUAACAACAUAAAAUAAUUUGAGUUUUACUCAUUAUGAACAACACAAAAAUUUUGUGUUGCUCACUUUCUGAGCAACAUAAUAAUUAGCUGAGUGUUUUUGCAUUAUUAUUUUUUGCUCAAUUUCAGCAACACAGAAUUAUUUUAGUUUUGUAAACAUCUGUCUGACUUUUCAGUCAGAAUACGUGAAAUAAAAUUUGAAUCACCUAACUCAUUCACAUAAAUUUCGAAAUCUUAUUUACAAAACAAAAUCUAUUGGAAAUCGACCAUAAUGAUUGUGCAUUUUGAAUUAAAAAAAAAGAAAAACGAAAUUUAUGCAAUUUUUUAUACAAUAAAAUUAUCAAUGAGACAUUGAAGCACCGUAUUGAAAGGAUUAUUAUAGAAAAAAAUCAAGGAAUAAAUUGAGGAAUGAAUAGUGCGAAAAUUUUCACAUGAAUAGGCUUUUACAAGUAAUUUAAGGAAAGUAAUUUAAUCCAAAACACUUAAUUUUUCAAUGUCAUAAUUCUAGUGGUAAAAAAAAUUAAUGGCUAAAGAAUAUUAUAAUGAAAAAGAACUCAUGUGGUCAUCUGAAAAUCUGCAUAAAUUCAGUGUAUAACAUUUUUAUGCAGUGUAAACCACUGAUUCGAAUGUGUGUUUUAUUGAUAACAAAAAAAAAACUACAAAAGUAAAAAAGAGUGUAAUUUGUAAAACAAUUUAGGAAAGUAAAACGAAACAGUGAAUGGAAGUCACAGAAGCUCUCUCUGAGUACCUUAAACUACAAAAUGAAAUUUAAAAGGGAGAACUCAAUCUUUAAUGCGCUGAAGGUUUUAGAGAGUGAUUUGAGAUAAAGAAAAGCAUGUAUUUUCUAUCGUCAAUCUAUCAAAUUAUUUUACUAAAUAGAUUAAAAUGAGAAAUAUCGUGCAUAAAAAAAACUAAUUUCAAAGUAUAAGUGUUUAAAACUGAACUAUUACAAUAGAAAUAGAUUGUGGUGAGAAACCCUAAUUCAUUUUCUUUUCUUUGAUUAUGUAAUUAGAAGUUAAUAAGGUAAAUCAAAUGAACUAUUUAAGGACAUAGUAAUUUAAUUGGUAAUAAUGAGUGUAAAAAACAAAAACUAAGUGAAUAAAAUUUGUGAAUAAUAAA
Molecule: messenger RNA, 5581 nt
Organism: Phlebotomus papatasi
Lineage: Eukaryota; Metazoa; Arthropoda; Insecta; Diptera; Psychodidae
Product: transcription factor GAGA
Exons: 7
Coding region: 387-1487 (366 amino acids)
Biological process (GO): regulation of transcription by RNA polymerase II
Cellular component (GO): nucleus
Molecular function (GO): protein binding
Source: RefSeq, a predicted model, not a curated record